Molecule: messenger RNA, 365 nt
Organism: Symbiodinium necroappetens
Lineage: Eukaryota; Dinophyceae; Suessiales; Symbiodiniaceae
Source: the annotation of a GenBank genome assembly
GGCGUGGCCUGGGGCGAGAACCGCAGGGCCGAUGCCGAGCUGGACAUCAGCUGCCUGCGCUGCCGCGUGGUGAUCUUGGGCAACCCGACCACGCUGCAGCUCGUGAGCGUUGUCCAGCAGCAGCUGGAGGUGCUCGCCCAGACGCAGACCGACAGGGUCUUCGCGCUGCAACGCGGCGCCACCGCGUUCGUGCCGGUCCGCCUCUACAAUGACGGCAAGCGCCCCGCCAAGGUGUUGAACGAGGACGGCGACACGCUGAGCCGCAUCGUCGCCAUCCGCGUGCAGACCCCCGCGGCCCGACGUGCCCUGUUUUAUGCGCUCCGCGCAGCCGCCUUGGCCCCCUCCCGACGGCACCCCGCCUUGUC